This is a messenger RNA of Boleophthalmus pectinirostris (great blue-spotted mudskipper), 1744 nucleotides long. RefSeq names its product dystrophin related protein 2 (gene drp2). Gene Ontology annotation, cellular component: plasma membrane. NCBI's taxonomy places the organism in Eukaryota, Metazoa, Chordata, Actinopteri, Gobiiformes, Gobiidae. The transcript has 15 exons. The record is from RefSeq and is a predicted model, not a curated record. Gene Ontology annotation, molecular function: protein binding; zinc ion binding. The coding region runs from base 71 to 1744 and encodes 557 amino acids. Gene Ontology annotation, biological process: synaptic signaling.
GUCAGAGCAGCUGCCCAUAGGUGGCGAUGUGGGCGCUGUACAGCACCAAAGGGAGUUCCACCAGGCCUUUAUGGAGGAUGUGAAGUCCCGCGGGCCCUUCAUCUACUCAGUACUGGAGUCCGCCCAGGCCUUUCUGGCCCAGCACCCGUUCCAGGAGCCUGAGGAGAGCCUGAGCGAUGGAAAAGAAGUGUCUCCGAGGCGACGCAUUCUCAAUGUGAGUCGAUCUGUAUGGAAGCAGGCGAACGUAGCCAGUGACCUGUGGGAGAAGCUGACAGCACGCUGUGUAGACCGUCACAGACACAUGGAGCGUACAUUGGAGCGAUUACUACAGAUCCAAGCUGCCAUGGAGGAGCUGGCUGUAGCAUUGGACCAGGCUGAGGGGGUCCGGGAUGCAUGGGAGCCUGUUGGAGACCUCUUCAUUGACUCCCUCCAGGACCAUAUAGAUGCCACCAAGUUGUUCAAGGAGGAGCUAACGCAGGUGAAGGAGGGCAUGAAGCACGUCAAUGACCUGGCACACCAGCUGGCCAUUUCCGAUGUUCAUUUGUCCAUGGAAAACGCACGCGCCCUAGAGCAUCUCAACAGCAGGUGGAAAGUGCUUCAGGGAUCCAUUGAGGAGCGACUGAAGCAGCUCCAGGACGCACACCGAGACUUUGGGCCCGGAUCGCAGCACUUCCUCUCCAGUUCAGUGCAGAUACCAUGGGAGCGUGCCAUCUCACCCAACAAAGUGCCCUAUUACAUCAACCACCAAGCCCAGACAACAUGCUGGGACCAUCCAAAGAUGACAGAACUGUACCAGGCGCUGGCGGAUCUGAACAACAUCAAGUUCUCGGCAUACAGGACGGCCAUGAAGCUGCGGCGGGUGCAGAAAGUGCUGAGAUUGGACCUGGUCGCCCUGGGCAGUCUGUCAGAGGUGUUCCGGGAGCAGGAGCUGCAGCAGCCUGACCAUGUGAUGGACGUGGUGGAGGUGAUCCAUGGGCUUACAGCGCUGUAUGAGCGACUGGAGGAAGAACGCUCUGUCAUGGUCAACAUACCCCUGUGUGUGGACAUGUGCCUCAACUGGUUGCUCAAUGUCUAUGACAGCCCUCGAAAUGGGAAGAUGCGUGUUCUGAGUUUUAAGAUGGGUCUGGUGAGUUUGUGCAACGCCGACGUCCAGGAGAAGUACAAAUUCUUGUUCCGUCAGGUUGCGUGUCCAGGUGGCACCACAGACCAGCGGCACCUCAGUAUGCUGCUCCACGAGGCCAUCCAGAUCCCCCGACAGCUGGGAGAGGUGGCAGCGUUCGGGGGCAGUAACGUGGAGCCCAGUGUCCGCAGCUGCUUCAGAGUGGCCCCAGGGAAAGCCACCAUUGAGGUGUCUCACUUCCUGGAGUGGACAAGCCUGGAGCCUCAGUCCAUAGUGUGGCUGCCCGUCCUGCACCGCGUGGCUGCGGCCGAGUCCACCAAGCACCAGGCCAAGUGCUCCGUGUGCAAGCAGUGCCCCAUCAAGGGCUUCAGGUAUCGCAGUCUCAAGCAGUUCAAUGUGGACAUCUGCCAGACCUGCUUUCUGACCGGACGCACAACCAAGGGAAAGAAGUUACACUACCCCAUCAUGGAGUACUACACCCCCACAACAUCAGGGGAGAAGAUGAGGGACUUCGCCAAGACUCUGAAGAACAAGUUUAGGUCAAAGCAGUAUUUUACCAAGCACCCACAGAGAGGCUACCUACCUGUACAGUCUGUGCUGGAAGUUGAGGCCUCCGAAACGUGA